GCAGGUGGACAGGUACACGCACCUCUGACUGAAGCUCACUGGACCUGCACCAGGUGAGCGCGGGCACGCAGCCAGGCUGGAUCCGCAGUAUGUUGAGGGCCCCCCCUCCUCACCUGGAAAGAUGUACGUGAGCUACCUGCAGCUGGACAAGGACCCGGGCAUGUACCCGCACCAGAGCCCGGUCACCCGCCACCCGGGCCUCAGCCUCAGCCCGCAGAGCUUCUCGGUGCCCGCGCCCCCCCAGUACUCGGACUUCCCCGGCUACCACCACCACCACCACCACCACCACCCCAGCAUCAGCACCGACCCGCACCCGCAGCAGCAGGCCGGCCCGGGGGCCGCCGGCUGGAGCCCCUACCCGCCCGCGCGGGACGACUGGCCGGGGCACCACUACGCGGCGGCGGCGGCCGCGGCCGCGGCCGGAGCCCCCGCGGGCCCCGGGGUCACCGGGGCCCCCGGGGCCGGGGGCCCCUCUCUGGGCUUCAGCCCCCCGGACUUCCCCGGGCAGCCGCCCGCGUUGCUGCCCGCCUCCCUCAACGCCGCGGCGGGGCAGCUGUCCCCCGGCUCCCCGCGGAGGAGGAACCCGUACGACUGGAUACGAACCUCCGCGACCCCCAGCAACCCCAAUUUCAUUCCUCCUGGUUGCAACACGGCCGGCGUUGGAGGUGAAGAAGACGGGAAGACGCGGACCAAAGACAAAUAUCGGGUGGUUUACACGGACCACCAGCGGCUGGAGCUGGAGAAGGAGUUUCAUUUCAGCAAAUACAUCACCAUCAGGAGGAAGGCGGAGCUCGCCACGGCGCUGAGCCUAUCAGAGCGACAGGUGAAGAUCUGGUUCCAGAACCGACGAGCGAAGGAGCGCAAAAUCAACAAGAAGAAGCUCCAGCAGCCGGCCUCCUCCACGACCACGCCCACCCCUCCCACCGGCAGCAACGGCGGCGGAGGAGGAGGAGGAGGAGGAGGAGGAGGAGGAGGAGGAGGAGGCGGAGCCCUCCACGUGAGUGGCGGCAGUAACGUUGCCAUGGUGACGAGCAGCAGCGGCAAUAAUGGGCUGGUGUCUCCAUCCUCUCUGGCUCUGAACAUCAAAGAGGAGUACUGACGAAGGAAAAGGACAAUGCUUCACCGGACGCUGACAUCGGGGACGUGGACUGAACCCCCCGGCCCCCCCAACAAACCCAAACACUUUCCUUCAUGAAGUUUCCAGCUUCUUUUGCUUGUUUGUAAAGUUAAAACUCAUCCAAAUGUAAGAAAAUGUUGGCGGGAAAGCGCUGCCAGGAACUGGAACUCUCUGUGAUGUCAGCAGGUGAAAAAAAGGAAGCUUAGCCUGUUUGAUCGUUAACAACCAACAGAAAGACUCCUUAAACAUGUGUGUUGACAUCUGGAAGAAAAAAAAGAACGCCUCUUGAGCUCACAGCGUCACUGCUGGGUCCGUUUCUGCAGUUUUGUUUAUGCAGUGUUCUCAGAGAUUCGUCUUAAAUUUGACCAGUUUUAUGAAUGAUAAAAAUAUCAAACUGAUUUCAUGGUUUUAAUGGUUCACUAACUGUAAUUAUCUUAAUUUAAGAGCUUUAACAUAGUAGAUGAGGUGCAGAGUGUACGGCUUUGGUUUCGUUGUUUUAAAACUACUUGAAGGGACGUUUUCAGGGUGAAUCCAGCGUCCACCGCUCCGUCACCGGGGUGACGAUGGUCGGGCCCUCUGCCAGCCGUGUCUCUGGCGUUACUGAACAGAGACUUCUGGAGGAUGUAAUGAUGAUCAGACGUCAGCGAUCAACCCAUGUGACCCAGAGACCCUCCUCCUUCACGUUUAUUCAUUCUCUUUUUUGAACUCCUAAUUGUUCACCGAUCUGCACCGGGUGUCCGAUGUGUCAGCAGCACUUCUGUUCUUCUAUUUUUCUUGGGUUUAUUUGGUUUCCUCGCCAGCGUUUACACUCACCUGAGGUUCUGUGGUGGUCCUACCUGCUGUCUGGGGGACGGCACAGCUGGGUGUAAAUUACUGAAACUACACGGAGCUCACGGCCUUUUAGCCUAGCUCUCCUCAACAAUGCCGGUUUAGUCCACUUGCAUCCUCCACGGGCUCCGCGGGGCUUCUCGUCUGAGGACCAUAAUACUGGAACCAUCAGGGACCUGGGACGUUUGACCACUAAAAGCCCAAAGGGACUCUGUUCCCAGGCAGCCCACUUUCACUCCAGAUGGACCUGCUGGCUGGGAUGUUUCUCAUCCUAAAUACAGCGUCGUCUCCUCAACCCUGACCCAUUUCCAGAAUCCCAGCUUGACAUUCAAAUGUGGCCUAACUGGGCUUUUUAUGGUUCCGGUCCAAGGACAAGCCUUCUUCUAAGCCAGGGGUCGGCAACCCGCGGCUCCAGAGCCGCAUGCGGCUCUUUAGCGCCGCCCUAGUGGCUCCCUAGAGCUUUUUCAAAAAAUGUUUAACAUUUUUUUUCCUUUUUUUCUUCUCUUUUUCCUUUUUUUUCUCUUUUUUUCUUCCUUUUUUUUUCUUUUUUCUUCUCUUUUUUUCCUUUUUUUCUUUUUUUCUCUUUUUCUCUUUUUCUUUUUUUCUUCUUUUUUUUCUCUUCUUUUCCUUUUUUUCUCUUUGUUUCUUCCUUUUUCCUUUCCUUUUUAAUCUCGACAUUUCGACUUUUUUCUCGAAAUUUUGACUUUUUUCUCAACAUUUUGACUUUUUUCUCAAAGUGCAUAAUGAAAAAAACAUCUUCCCCCAGUUAUACAGUAACUAAUAUAGCUACAUACAGCAUGUGUUGCCUUCAUUCUAAGGCUGAUACAAGACUUUUCAUUUUUUGCGGCUCCAGACAUAUUUGUUUUUUGUGUUUUUGGUCCAAUAUGGCUCUUUCAACAUUUUGGGUUGCCGACCCCUGUUCUAAGCAAUGCUCCAGCGCCAUACACACUUCCAGUGCACACUACCCUUGUCCACUCACGCUGGUGUUUGGCUUCUCGUCACCAGAACUUGUCGGCGUUGCCACCGGAAACUAACGUCAGCUCCGCCUCCACCGGUUUCCUGGCAACACCGGUCACUCGGCAUGAAGCAAGUUGUAGCAGCUUCCAUUGAAACAAACAGGAAGUCCAGUUAAGAACAGGCGGCAAAUCUUUUCCAUCAGUCAGACUGAAACAGAUGUUUGUUAUCUUAAUUUGAGAAAAGUUAUCUUGUAAGUUAUUACUGGAAUGUGAAAGUGAUUUCAACCAAUAAAUAAAAAGCGCCUCUUGAGACGAACACCUCCACCCCCAAGUGACAUCAGAGGUGCUCCAAACUUUGACAACUGCCCUUUGAGACAACUUUUCUUUCAGGAGUCAAUCUAAGAGUUUCUGGUAGAGUAUUUUAUUCCAACAUGUUUCUUUUUCCUUCAUCCUUUUAAUGGAUCGAGCUAAUAUGUUUUAACUUGGAUGGAAGUGAAGUCCACAUCUACUCGAGGAUCGGAACAGACUCCACAACCCUACAAAAACAAAAGGCAGGUUUCCCUUGGUGGGGUCGGGGGUAGUUUAGGGGGCCUUGACCAGUGCCUUGUAGCUCUGUUGCCCAGGAAAGCUCUUGAAGUCCGGCCCCUUCAGCUCCUCCCAUGUUGAUCUUAUUUGUUUCGUCUGUAUGCUGCAGUUCCUCGGUGUCAUUGUUGAUGACAUCCCAUCUUCACCCUGCCUGGGUUUUACCCCGAAUGCCACUAAUGGAGACCCGCCUCAGCCGAUGUCGGGCUUAGUGCUCUGAUCUUUAGCACGAGUGCUGCCUCUUUGACUGAAUAAACGACAUGACGUCAAAUCCUCUCAUUUCAAACGUCUCCUCAUCUUGAUGACGUGGAGCCGUUGUCCUCCUGGGUCCAACAUCUGUCAUAUGUGACGGAUGUUGCCCUUUGUUGCUAAAGAUCCAGUUGAUGUGCUGUAAAUGAUCUAAUGAGUCUUUAUCGUGUGUAUAUUUGAAAUGUAAUUUUUAUUAAAGAUAAACGCCUUUAUUGUAAA
Cololabis saira (Pacific saury) is the source of this 3951-nucleotide messenger RNA. RefSeq names its product homeobox protein CDX-1-like. Gene Ontology annotation, cellular component: nucleus. The coding region runs from base 122 to 1099 and encodes 325 amino acids. Lineage: Eukaryota; Metazoa; Chordata; Actinopteri; Beloniformes; Belonidae. The record is from RefSeq and is a predicted model, not a curated record. Gene Ontology annotation, biological process: regulation of transcription by RNA polymerase II; embryo development; cell differentiation. Gene Ontology annotation, molecular function: RNA polymerase II transcription regulatory region sequence-specific DNA binding; DNA-binding transcription factor activity, RNA polymerase II-specific. The transcript has 4 exons.